Messenger RNA from Sabethes cyaneus, 969 nucleotides. RefSeq names its product ninjurin-B-like. The coding region runs from base 460 to 969 and encodes 169 amino acids. Gene Ontology annotation, cellular component: membrane. NCBI's taxonomy places the organism in Eukaryota, Metazoa, Arthropoda, Insecta, Diptera, Culicidae. The record is from RefSeq and is a predicted model, not a curated record. Gene Ontology annotation, biological process: cell adhesion; tissue regeneration. The transcript has 3 exons.
ACCCUGCGGUUGAUAAUGAGUGGAAACAUAUCAACCACAACAUAAGAAGUCACAGUCACAGAAACAAAUGGAUGAAACCACACAAAAAAAGUGGUUUUUACUCGUACCGCCUUAUCAACAAUCAACACGUGUGUUCGAAUAUCACACGCAGUUAUUUCAUUUAACGCUGCACUGUAGUCUGGUGAUGAUUUCGGACAACAAAACGAAUUAUGAGAAUCAUGAACUUCGUAAAGUGCACAGAGAGUGCAUCGUUCAGUGCAAUCAUACGAAACUAAUGGACGAUCAUUAAGGCGACAUUCGAUCGUUGUGCGGAAAUCGAGCGUGAGAAGACAGUGUAAGAGAACGAAAAAUUUCGCAUUCCCUUCUCGCGCCUUAUUGUCGCUUGUUCAUCAAUCUCAAUGGAGUAGUUAACCAAAAAACUUCUAAUUCCAGUAGAGCAUCACUGAUCCGUGCGCAGUCAUGACGAAAGAAAAUGAAGUUCCAGUGGAACUGACUACGGUCAAUUCGGAUGGGAGCCAAAAACCGAAGAUGGUUAGUCGUGCCGAGUCUACCAGUUUAAUGCUGCGCAGUCAUGGUAGCACGGAAACCGACGGAGCCCGGCGAAGUACGGGUCAGCAAACGCAGUCUUACGAUAUCCACAAAGGUAUCGCCGAGAGUGCGAUGGAUAUAUCGCUUCUCACGGCCAAUGCCAACCAGCUGCGGCUGCUGAUUACUUACAACAAUCGGUCUAGGACGUACACAGCGUGCAUCACGCUGGUAAUUAUUUCCCUGGUGUUGCAAAUACUGGUAGCCAGUGGUGUUAUCAUUAUAAAGGCUCAGCCGAAAUCAAAGUUAAGCCCAUCGAUCGAGAAAUUGAAGAUCGCAACAUCGAUAGGAUUGACGUUCGUUACAGUUAUUAAUAUCCUAGUGGCAUCGUUGGUGGUUACUGAGGGUCCCGGUGGAAGUGGUGGAAACGGUGGAAGCGGCUGA